Molecule: messenger RNA, 3145 nt
Organism: Clarias gariepinus (North African catfish)
Lineage: Eukaryota; Metazoa; Chordata; Actinopteri; Siluriformes; Clariidae
Product: circularly permutated Ras protein 1
Exons: 20
Coding region: 97-1998 (633 amino acids)
Biological process (GO): endoplasmic reticulum to Golgi vesicle-mediated transport; COPII-coated vesicle cargo loading; intracellular protein transport
Cellular component (GO): endoplasmic reticulum exit site; COPII vesicle coat
Molecular function (GO): SNARE binding; zinc ion binding
Source: RefSeq, a predicted model, not a curated record
GCUGCUCUUGGUAUGCAGAGACAUUGCUGCCUUUCUUUACCUGAAUCACAGACAACUGAUGCAGACUAAACAUAGACAUACAGUACAAUUGUGAAAAUGGAGUUUGCCUGUAGUCAUGUCGUCUGUAACUGGAGGCCUGAGAGUUUAGCAGAAGGUCUUUCUUCCACACUGCCCUGUGGUUUGUCCAGGCAAAAAUCUGAACAUCCUUAUGACAACCGUAUUGCUGUCAUUCCAAAACCUAUCCCUCCUUUAACACCCCCACCUGUACCUCCUCGUCGCUCAACACAGAAACAUACACGACCUGUUUCAAUGCCACCGCCAGUACCACCACGAGGACUGGAGGGUAAAGGACAGGCCAGUAUUAAAGCCAAUGUCAAUGUGGUGUUACUCAAAGUAGGGAGUCUUGUGGACAUAAACAAAGCAUCCAGUAUACAGACGAUUCAGAAACCAGUGCACUGUGGAAAAUGUAAAGCAAUCAUGUCCUCUGUGAGCAACUCACAAACCAGCCCAAAUACAUCAACCUGGACUUGUGAGUUUUGUGGUAAUAAGAACGUCCUUUCCCAGAGCGAGUUAAAAAUGGGUCGUUCUCCUCUGUGGACUCCUCCAGGCAGAGAUGUGCUCUAUGUAGACGAAGAGAUAGACACAGAUUAUGUGAACCUAGAGGACAUGCUCGUGGUCUUCUGUGUGGACAUUUCUGGUAGCAUGAGUGUCACAUCAGAGGUGUGUCCUGGUAACAGCAUGAGAUCGCCCACCUAUGUAUCACGAUUGCAGGGUGUACAAGAGGCAUUACAGUUGGCACUGUCUUCACUGCUAAAAUCAUCACCACAUCGUCGAGUAGCACUGGUCACUUUUAAUGAUGAGGUAACAGUGUACGGGGACGGUACAGGAGUUCCGCUGUGUCUGCGAGAUUGGGCUCUGGUAGAUUACGAUCAUGUAAAAGAGCAGGGCGAGAAGUACACCACACCCCACUGCAUUGCCGAGACCUUCCAGUGCCUCAACCAAAGAGUCAAAGAAUUAAGAGAGCAUGGAGCAACAGCUCUGGGCCCAGCAGCACUCAUAUCUGUUGCAAUGGCCUCUCAGUUUUCUGGAUCAAAGGUCAUAAUUUGUACUGAUGGACGGGCCAACAUAGGCCUGGGCCAACUAGAACAGGAAUCUGCAAGUUCAGUAUAUUUCUACAACCAGUUAGCCAGCCAUGCAGCAGAAAAAGGAGUGAUUGUGUCAGUGAUGACAUUUGAGGGGGAGGACUGCAGCCUGGCGGAGGUCGGAAAACUAGCUGACCAUACAGGAGGCAGGAUCAAUAGAGUCAACAUUUGUACAGUUGGAUCAGAAAUUCAAACUGCGCUGGCUGACAACAUCUUAGCAACUAAUGUAGAGGCAACGCUGCUUGCACCUAAUGGCAUAUAUUACCCUUUUGAGCAGGACAACCACAGGCUGAUUAGAGAGAUUGGAAAUGUUACAAGUGGCGUGGAGAUCACGUUCCAGUUUGCUGUCAAACCAGAAAGAGUUGAAAGUUUUCAGAGAAGAGACAGAGUUCCCUUCCAGCUGCAGCUGUCUUUCAAAACUCGGGAUUUAAAGAAAGUCACCAGAGUCAUCACUCAGCAGAAACGUGUGACCACCAGCAGUUGGGUGUGGGCAGGGAGCCUGAACAUGGCUGUGCUGGGUGUUCACUGUGCCCAGCUGUGUGCCCGACUCACCAUGGAGGGCAGGAUCCAGGAGGCCCAAAGUCAACUCAAAGCCCAGCAGGACCUCCUCAAGGACAUCAGCGAACAGAAGCCAAGUCCUAAAGAAGAGAGCAUCUAUGGAAACUGGAUCAGUACCAUGAGUAUGAUCUGUGAGGACCUGAACCCAGAUGCACAGGGCAGCGGAAGCAGCACUGACAUUUGCGCCAGGCGAGCACUUUCCACAGCUAUGUCCGAUGAAGCAGCAAAUGUGGUGUACCAGAUGAAGAGGGUGACAAGUGUGGGUCAGAAGGAGGAGAAAGCAGCUUUGUUGAGCUGAAGGUGGACUUAUUGACAGAGCAGUAGGGACUAAAGUGAAUAACAGCAAAUCAGAAGAGAGUCAGAAUGCUAUGUUUAUUAGCAGUGUUGGGCGUAAUGCAUUACAAGGUAACGCGUUAGAGCAGUUGGAUUACUUUUUUGAUGUAACGAGUAAUCUAACGCGUUAGGUCCACCAUUUAAGUACUCAGUUAUUUAGUUACUUUUUCAAAAAUUUAAUCCGUUAUUCAGAACAUUUACGUAAUCUAUGUGCCAGACAGCAGUCAUUCCCAAUCCAUUAGUUUGUGUUUGUGUGAGCUUGUCGUCCUACAUGCCCCCGAUAACCCACCCCCCUCUGUUAUUCCUGCUGUUAUACCCCUAUCUUACCUAUGCAGUUUGACUAUGCGUGGAACGACACGCAGAAAGUUAGAAACCUAAUCACAGCGCCAAAACUCGCGGUGAAUCAUGAUGAACCGUACUUACGGCCACCAAAACCGCGUACAUGACAUAGGGGUAUUAGUAGUUAACAGAUUCUGGGCCAAACUUCGCUGAGUGAUGAUGGUAGAAUAUUUAUAAAGGUCUUGACUAAAACAACAUGCAGGAGGAAUCACAAAGGAGUUUUCAUUUUCUGCAAUGGAAAAGUACUCGAACUAGUUACUUUUAUCAGAAAGUAACGCUGUAAUGUAACUGAUUCCUUUUUGAAGACAGUAAUUUUGUAAUGGAAUUAGUUACUUUAAAAAGUAACAUCCUCCAACACUGUUUAUCAGUAAUGGAAUAUUUUCUCAUACUGUGUGUUGUUGGGCAGUACUGUAGAUGCCAAUACCUGUUAACAUCACUAUCUAAAUUAUAGCAACAACACACAACUGUAUUUUAUCUAAUAGAUCUCAAACAAUGCAUUUAUUGUAUUUCUAAAUAGAAAAAUAUGUACAUGCAUAUAAACAAUGUUUUUCUCAUUACAGUAUCUGGACAAGGGUAUGAUGCAGAUAUUGCCUCAUUAUGUCUCAUUAUGGUAUCAGUUAAGAUCGUUUAAAGGUCUGUCAUAUAGUCCAGGUUUGGGCAAAUGUUUUGUUUCAGUACAGUGGUGAUUUCUAAAACAGUGGGUAUUUCAUUAUGAAUGUUUAAAUUUCAUUGUUUUAUGAAAUCAUAUUUGAAUAAAACCUCAUUGAUUAUCU